Molecule: messenger RNA, 4158 nt
Organism: Cyclospora cayetanensis
Lineage: Eukaryota; Apicomplexa; Conoidasida; Eucoccidiorida; Eimeriidae
Exons: 10
Coding region: 1-4158 (1385 amino acids)
Biological process (GO): proteolysis
Molecular function (GO): serine-type endopeptidase activity
Source: RefSeq, a predicted model, not a curated record
AUGUGCUCAUUUGCAGUCCAUCCGCGCGCAAGGCUUCCGUUCGAGGUACUCUGCCGCAGCAGCACCAGCAGCAGCAUCACAGCUUCACCGAAUCAGCCGGCAGCAGAUGCUGUACACCCGGCGGAGGCAGCAGCAUGUGCUGCUACCACUACUACGUGCUGUGGUAGCAGCUGCGCUCCUACUGAGCGUGAUGGACCUGCAGCCACGCACCCGCAACCCUGCGAAAGCCGUCUACCCCCACCUCCUUGGUGGCUAUGGUCGGCUGCGGACGCUCAUGGUGAAUCUGCUGAGCGCCUCGAGACGGAAAGUCCACUCAAUACCCAUUCACCAGGUACAGUCACAUCAGAUACAAGGGAAGCGCCGAAGGCUGACUCCCAUGCACAGAAAAGCAGUGCAGCGGCAGGUUCACCAACCACACAGGCAGGUUCAUCAACAGCAUCAGCAGGCUCAUCAACAGCAUCAGCAGGCUCAUCAACAGCAUCAGCAGGCUCAUCAACAGCAUCAGCAGGCUCAUCGACAGCAUCAGCAGGCUCAUCACCAGCAUCAGCAGAAGCAGAAAUUUUGUCGGCGCCUUACCUGAUGCGGCGUCCAUACAGUCAGAAACGGGGUGGGUACUUGAAGGUGCCGCAGUCUUUCCUAGAUAGGAGGACGGAUCAUGGAAUGACUGAGGAAGAACUUGAAAGGCAAAUCGAUCAGCUUUUUUCCCUCGACCCCGAGCAGAUAGAUCGACAAAGCGCGGCUAUUGCUCGGUCUGUGGAGGCCUCUCGGUCCCCAGGUUAUCCGAAUGGUCGCAUUCUCAUUGGAGUUACGGAUUUGCAUUCUUCGGACAGAGACUUCGAACAGCUGCUGCAGCGCCGCUCCGAGAGCAGCGCAAACAGCAAAGACAGAAAUAGCCCAGAAGGCCAUCGCAUCAGCACGCGGGCAGAGGCUGAAGCGAUGGGCAAGGCAGCCAUCCACGGGGAUGAGCUGCAGCGGCAGCAGCUGGUGGGAAACAUCAAGGUGUUGCCAGAGGUAGGACUGGUGGUCAUCGAUUUCAGUCCAGAUUCCUCGGAGGCGCAGAUAAGAGAGACAGUCAAAAGCAUAUGGAUGCGAUCCCCCGCGGCGUGGCUCAUUGAGGCCGACUCAGAAGUGCAAAUAAGAGACGGCAGUCCAAGACCGUUUGUGGCUGCAGCGGCGAGUGCAGCGGCAGUGGUGGGAGACGCAAGGAUGGAGAACGACGUGGAAGUGGCAGUAUCCAGAGAGCCUUUUCGGUUUGACGCUGCAGCUCAUAGACGGCUGAUGGAGGAAGACGACAGCCUUCCAGGCCUAAGCGCAAGCAGUCGGAGCAGCGCGACAACGGGCACUGCUAGCAGCAGCUCCAAAGCCAAGCAGCAGCAGCAACGGGCAGAGAAGGCUGCGGCAAGGAAGCAGAAGCAGCUCGAGGUCAAGUCGCUCCAGGCAGAAAAGAAGGCGCACACGAAAAAGGAAGCAAGUGUCAACAGCGGCGGCAAGGAUUACGAGCGACCCCAGAAGAGUAAGCCAAGCCGAGAGCCGCGAGAGGCGGCAUCUUCGAAGAACCACAAAGUGAAGGCGCAGCAACACUCCGAGAAGCCGACACACGAAAAGCAACAGGCACAGCGCAAGAAUGCAUCCCGGCAACAGAAAGGAUCCAAGACGAAGGGAGAGCUGCAAAUCGAUGCGGACGCUUCUUCCACAGCAACGCAGCAGCAAUUACCUGCUUCGCAGCUAGGCCCUGAGCCUCUGGCGGAGGUGUACACGAAGCAACUACAGCUUCCCAAGACACUAGUUGCGACACCGGAAGAAAUGGAAUAUGGAGGCAACAUUGAGCGACGUCUUGAGGCCAGUAGUGAUGCGAAAAUCGCAUCAUCUGGGGAUUUGCGCUCCUUAGAAAAAGGGCUGCUGAUGGCGGAGGCGGGGGGGUCUUCUGGGAAGAGGCAAGCGUCUCUUUCUCUUUCCAGAAAAGUGCCGGCAGACGCGAAGCAAAGGGCAGCCACAGCAGACACUGCAUCCAAAGAAGCUACAAUUGCCGCAGCAGACACUGCAUCCAAAGAAGCUGCGAUUGCCGCUGCAGACACCGCAUCCAGAGGAGCUGCGAUUGCCGCUGCAGACACUGCAUCCACAGAAGCUGCGAUUGCCGCUGCAGACACUGCAUCCAGAGAAGCUGCGAUUGCCGCAGCUUUGGGGGAGGAAGAAGAAGCGGAAGAUGAACACACACUCGAGCAGCGCGAGGCGUUUCUGAGCGAUGCGCAUGCAACUCCAAACGACCUGUUUUUUAGUCGGCAGUGGGCCCUUACACACCCCAGCCUCGGCUGCAAUAUGACGGAUGCGUGGCGGCUCGUGUAUAGGAGCAGGCAGCAGCAGCGGGAAGCCGUUGCUGCUGGACUAGCAGCUUCGAAAAAGAAAGCUGAAAACAUUAUUGUUGCAGUGAUAGACACAGGGGUUGACUACACCCACGAGGAUCUCAAGGGACGCCUCUGGAAGAACUACAGGGAGAUUCCCAAUAACGGCAUAGACGAUGAUGAAAAUGGAUAUGUAGAUGACUAUCACGGCUAUGACUUCGAGAAGGGCAGUGCAGAUCCCAUGGAUGAACAUGGGCACGGCACUCACGUGAGCGGCAUUGUCGCAGCUUCGGCAAACAAUGGUAUUGGCGUUGUCGGGGCGAACUGGCGUGUGAAGCUGAUGCCGCUGAAGUUUGAAAAGCGAAGCAGCGCGGCUGUGGAAGCCAUCGCGUACUCUCUCCAGAUGGGUGCCCGUGUAAGCACCAAUUCUUGGGGUUUUUCCUUCCGUUCGGAGGCGCUCCGCUUGGCUCUGGAGCAGGCUGAGGCUAAAGGGCAGCUCUUUGUCGCAGCCGUAGACAACGCUGGUGCUGACAACAGCUCGGCAAAAGAUUUUCCUCCUAAUUGGGGUUAUGACUGGCGGACAGGCGCAGGCUUUAGAAAUAUGUUGCGGGUUGCAAAUCUGGCACCUACUGGAAGACUAUCGACUUCUUCUAACUACGGACAGUACAACGUCGAUCUCGCGGCUCCUGGAACGGAUAUUAUCUCCACCCUUCCAGGCCGACAAUUCGGAGAUAAAUACGGUUACAAAAGCGGCACGUCUAUGGCUACACCGCUCGUGUCGGGCAUUGCAGCCCUCAUAUGGGCGGAACGCCCCUCGAUGACGGCUGCCGAAGUGCGAGAGGUCCUCUUAGCGACUGCGACACCGUUGGCAUCUUUGGAGAAGCUAGUGGCGGGGGGGGGGAUAGUGAAUGCGAAGGCGGCAGUAGAGUUGGUGCAGGCGCUGAACCAGAAGGACUUAGGCAUUGAUUCUCCCCUCGUUCAGGCCUUUGCCGCUUGGCAGAGGCAGCAAUACGAAGAUCACCAGCAGCGCGUUCUUAGUCAAACCGGCGGCUCUGCGAGCAGUAGCGUGCCAUCGCUAGGCGGCCUUGCUGCGGCUAUUCCCUCCCCAGCUUCCGUGAUCGGAAGUGCUGCAGGAGCAUCAGCAGCAGCAAACGCUGCCCCGUCCGCGGCAGCCGACAGCCUUGCAACUGGCGUGUACUCAGGAGCAAACGGAUACGGCUAUCUCCCUGCCUCGCCCCCCACCCCUUAUUCGAGCGACGCUCACGAGGACCCCUGGCCAGCAGCUACACCCCCAAACUACGCCUCUGAAAACAUGACAGAGGACUCCGCAUACAUGUCUGCACGUCGCCCCCCCCUUACAGGAGAGCUGAGCAGCAAACAGCAACGCAUGCAGAAGCAACCGCCUUUGCGGCAGCUCCAUAGGGUGCAAAGCAGCCAAGAGGACGAGGUAAAAAUCCCAGGAAAGUGCCAAGCGCCCUUCGAGAAAUGUAGCUGCAGCACCCCUCAUAAAGGUCAACGACCUCCUGAGCAUCACACGCCUGCCGGCAAACCGAAGAAUAUACAACUACGCAAAUCUCAAUCUGCGAACUUCCUCCCCUUCACCCCGCGAACGCUCUCUUGCAUGCGGGUGUCUUCUGCCGCCGCCACAGCCGCUGCUCGUUGUGCGCAAAGUCGGCGGGCAGGCGGCCCCUUCUUCGCUCUCCGCUACUGCAUGCGAAACAUGCAUGCAUGGAUUCCCAUGUCUCUAUGGAACUCUCUCCGCCCACUACGCUCGGCUCGAGUGGCGGCAGCCGCAGCUAGCGCUGCGGCUACCCGGUGA